UGUGAGUGUGUGUGAGUGUGUGUGUGAGUGAGUGAGUGUGAGUGUGUGUGUGUGAGUGAGUGUGUGUGUGUGAGUGUGUGUGCAGUGAACCAGGUUGUUACGUCAGCGUCGCCUCAGUCGACAGGAGACUUUGGAGGCAGACAGAAGUGGACUGGCAGCUUUACGUUCCUGCUGCUGUUUAUUGUUUUUCCUCUUCAGAUCUUCAAACAUGGCUGAAAGGUGCAGAGUGACAGCGCAGGGCAGGAAGAAAUGGGUUCUUCCACAGAAAAGUGCGACUGAUGAGAAGAAACCGAGUGUUCGCUCUACGGACGCUGACAGAAGUCUGGACUUUUACAUAUUUACGGCCGGUGUCCGUCCCUCCGUCAGGUUCUAUGUCGCCCUCACAUGUGGCCGUGGGACAUCCGGGGAGCCUCCGACUGAUGUGGCUCUGGAGCUGUGCGUCAGAUUCAGGGACCGGCAAGUCCUGCGAAGAGCCUGCGUGUCUGGAUCCUGGGGGGACGUCGACAAAGCCGUCCCGUUCUUCCCCUUCAUCAGAGACCUGCCGUUCAAGAUUGAGAUUCACUGCGAACAAAGUCGGUUUCUUGUGUUUGUGGACGGCCAGCAGCUGUUUGACUUUUACCACAGAGUGACGUCGCUCAGCGAUAUCGACACGUUGUGGAUCAAAGGCAGCAUCGCCAUCACUAAACUGGCUUGAAGUGAAGGACACUGGUCUGUAUUUACUCUGGACAUUUUAGUAGCAGGUGUUCAAUAUGGAGACAAUUUAGGGUCAAUAUUGGUGAUAAAUAUGUGUUUUAUGAUCUAUAAAUGAUGUAUGAAGGUUGACAAACAUGUAAAUUAUUAGUUUGAAUUGGUUGGUAUUUGUUAGUGGACAACCAAUCAUCUUGCAGCUCAUUGAACACACAGUUUCUCUCCAUAGUUUAAAAAUGGAUAUUGAUCUUAGAAGCAGGGGCGUGUCCAG
Messenger RNA from Morone saxatilis (striped sea-bass), 958 nucleotides. Its product is annotated as galectin-related protein-like. The record is from RefSeq and is a predicted model, not a curated record. Lineage: Eukaryota; Metazoa; Chordata; Actinopteri; Moronidae. The transcript has 5 exons. Gene Ontology annotation, molecular function: carbohydrate binding. The coding region runs from base 209 to 694 and encodes 161 amino acids.